AUGAGUCUGUGGACUAACGACUCCUCCGCGGAUCUUUACGCCCGGGCGCAGCCCCCGCUGCCGCGCUCCAACUUCACCAACCGCACCGACGGCUCCCAGCACCGCGGCCACCACGGCGCCGCCCCGCUCGACCUGGCCCGGGCGGUGCCGGUGGGCAUGGUGCUGGCUUCCUUCAUCAUGUUCGCCAUCGUGGGCAACAUCCUGGUGAUCCUGUCGGUGGUCUGUAACCGGCACCUGCGGAUCCCCACCAACUACUUCAUCAUCAACCUGGCCAUCGCGGACCUGCUGCUGGGAACCACCGUGCUGCCGGUGUCCGCCACCCUGGAGGUUCUGGAUUCCUGGGUGUUUGGUCGGAUCUUCUGUGACAUCUGGGCAGCGGUGGACGUCCUGUGCUGCACGGCGUCCAUCAUGUCUCUGUGCGUCAUCUCCAUCGACCGUUACAUCGGCGUUCGAUACCCGCUGCAGUACCCGAUGAUCGUCACCGAGAGGCGGGCGCUGCUCGCCAUGCUGGGUGUCUGGAUCCUCGCCAUCGUCAUCUCCAUUGGCCCGUUGCUGGGCUGGAAGCAGCCGCCGUCGCAGGACGACACCAAGUGUCAGAUCACUGAGGAGCCUUUCUACACCCUCUUCUCCUCCCUCGGCUCCUUCUACAUCCCUCUGGCCGUCAUCCUGGCCAUGUACUGCCGCGUCUACAUCGUGGCCAAACGCACCACUAAGAACCUGGAGGCUGGCGUGAUGAAGGAGCGUCUGGAGGACUCCAACGAGCUCACCCUGAGGAUCCACUGCAGGAACCAGCAGGUCCACGAGCUUUGUCCCGGCGCCUCGGCCGGACGCAGCGCGCUCUCCGUCAAACUGCUCAAGUUCUCCAGAGAGAAGAAAGCGGCCAAGACGCUGGGCGUGGUGGUGGGCAUGUUCGUCCUCUGCUGGCUGCCCUUCUUCCUGGUCCUGCCCAUCGGCUCAUUCAACAGCAGCCUCCGUCCUCCUGAAACCUACUUCAAAGUCAUUUUCUGGUUGGGAUACUUCAACAGCUGCCUGAACCCCAUCAUCUACCCCUGCUACAGCCGCGAGUUCAAACAGGCCUUCAUCCGGAUCCUGCACUGUCGCUGGAAGAGGAAGCGUCAGGGCUGCUACAACUACCGCGGCCAUCAAGGCUCCAACACCUCGUCCUUCCUGAGCGGCAGCCUGCAGACGCUGUCCUCCAUCAGCCCCAGCGCACGCUGCGUCGCUUCCAGGCUGCAGCCCCCGCCCUGGCCCUCCUCCUCCAACCGAGGCCUCCUCCCCGGCUCGGCGGGAAGAGGACAGCCGGGCCCGGUGUCCCCGCUUGCCAAGGAUGCUGUUCACAUCAAUGGACAGUUCGGAGUUGCCAAUUCACGCUCCACACACAAAAGCACCGGCUUUGCUAGGAUUCCUUAG
This is a messenger RNA of Toxotes jaculatrix (banded archerfish), 1410 nucleotides long. Its product is annotated as alpha-1A adrenergic receptor-like. Lineage: Eukaryota; Metazoa; Chordata; Actinopteri; Toxotidae. The record is from RefSeq and is a predicted model, not a curated record. The transcript is spliced from 6 exons. Gene Ontology annotation, molecular function: alpha1-adrenergic receptor activity. Bases 1 to 1410 code for a protein of 469 amino acids. Gene Ontology annotation, biological process: adenylate cyclase-activating adrenergic receptor signaling pathway; positive regulation of cytosolic calcium ion concentration; phospholipase C-activating G protein-coupled receptor signaling pathway. Gene Ontology annotation, cellular component: membrane.